Trematosphaeria pertusa is the source of this 2795-nucleotide messenger RNA. Its product is annotated as WD40 repeat-like protein. Lineage: Eukaryota; Fungi; Ascomycota; Dothideomycetes; Pleosporales; Trematosphaeriaceae. Gene Ontology annotation, biological process: endonucleolytic cleavage in 5'-ETS of tricistronic rRNA transcript (SSU-rRNA, 5.8S rRNA, LSU-rRNA); endonucleolytic cleavage to generate mature 5'-end of SSU-rRNA from (SSU-rRNA, 5.8S rRNA, LSU-rRNA). The coding region runs from base 46 to 2754 and encodes 902 amino acids. Gene Ontology annotation, cellular component: 90S preribosome; small-subunit processome; nucleolus. The record is from RefSeq and is a predicted model, not a curated record. The transcript has 3 exons. Gene Ontology annotation, molecular function: U3 snoRNA binding; protein binding.
CCACGAGGUUAUGCGCUUAUUCUCCUAUAAGGUGUCUAUAAUACGAUGGCCCAAAGAGCGGCGGUAAGGAACACGUAUGCGGUCGACCGCACGCUUCAGCCCAUCUACGCCGGUGGCAGCAUUGCCUUGAGCGAAGAUGGGCGCACACUGGCGGCAUCCGUGGGCGAAGAUGCGACGCUCACAGACCUCACAAAUGGAAGAGAGUUGGGUAGAAUAGAGGGUGACGGUGAACCCGUUACCGCCUUAACCUUAACGCCCGAUGCUUCGCACCUCAUAAUAUGCUCCCGAUCGCUCUCUAUGCGCAUAUACUCUCUGCUUCCCUCCGAAACCGACGACGAAUCAAUCCAACCCGAACUCCUCCGAUCGCUCCGACCGCAUACCUCGCCAGUAGUCACUCUGACGGUGGACAAAACCGGUACACUUCUGGCUACCGGUGGUGCAGACGGUAUUGUGAAAAUCUGGGAUAUUCGAGCGGGCUACACCACGCAUACGUUCCAUGGCCACGGCGGUGUUGUCUCUGCGCUCCACUUCUUCCAGGUCGGCGUUUCCGCGACAGAAGAGUCAGCCGAAAAGAGCAAGAAGAGAAAGCGAAGAAAACCGCAACAAGAAGAUGCUAGUGCUGAGCAUGGGAAUGAGGAAAGUACAUUGGAGUAUAGGCUUGCUUCAGGCGCAGAAGAUGGCAAAAUUCGGAUAUGGGACCUUCACAAAAGAAAGAGCUCAGCCGUCCUAGACUCACACGUCUCCGUAGUACGGUCGCUUGAGUUUUCACCAGAGCAGAAAACGCUGGUGUCAGGAAGCAGAGACAAAACACUAAUCCUAUGGGAUGCGGAGAGGUGGAAAGCGAGUCGCACCAUCGCAGCUCUUGAAGGGAUCGAGAGCGUAGGGUUCACCGCUGGAGGACAAAUUGUCUUCUCUGGUGGAGAAAACGGUCGAAUACGGCUCUGGUCCACGGCGACCGGGCGGGAACUUACGCAGGAACAAGAAGCCGGGACCGAGACGGAUGCGAUCGUAGGCAUUCUCUAUCAUGCGCCCAUGCCACAUUUGAUCUCAGUACAUGCCGACCAGGUACUAAAUUUCCACUCACUAGGAUCACUGGAACUUCCCUUCGUCGAAGCGACUAUUAGUCCGUUACCCAUCUUCCGAAGAGUGUCCGGUACCUACGACGAGGUUAUUGACAUAGCCUACGUUGGUUUGGAUAAGUCCCUGCUGGCGCUCAACACAAAUUCAGAGGAUAUCCGGAUAGUAACGCUAAGGUCCGAAGAUGGGAAAGAAGGAAAAUACUUCGGCGCAGACGUAGGCUUAUUGAAGGGACAUGAUGACAUUAUCGUAUGUCUCGAUGUAGACUGGUCCGGACACUGGCUCGCGACAGCUUCAAAGGACACGACCGCUCGGCUAUGGCGCCUGGAUCCUGAGCACGACUCGUACACAUGCGCGGCUGUACUCACAGGCCAUGCUGACCCCCUUGGAGCCAUCGCUUUGCCGCAUACAACGCCCCCAGAAACCUCAGCAGCGUACACACACCCUCUAUCGUAUCCGCCAGCAUACGUUGUCACCGGCUCCAAUGACAAAACACUGAAGCGCUGGGAUAUCGGCAAGGAAAUGAAACAGAAACUGCGAGCGAAGUAUACCCGCAAAGCCCACGACAAAGAUAUCAACGCGGUCGAUAUUGACCCAUCAGGCGCCCUCUUCGCCUCAGCAUCACAAGAUAAAACAGUCAAGAUAUACUCAGCCGCGGAAGGUGAGGCAAUAGGGGUGCUCCGUGGACAUCGUAGAGGCGUCUGGACCGUCAAAUUCCAGCCCAAAGAGUCCCAGGUACCCAAUUCUGGUAGCAAAGGCUUGAUAGCGACAGGGAGUGGAGAUAAGACGGUUAAGAUCUGGAGUCUAUCGGAUUACAGCUGUCUGCUCACCCUCGAAGGCCACUCCAAUAGCGUGUUAAAGCUCGCUUGGUUACCCUAUCGAUCAGUCGAUGCUCGCGACAGACGUGGCCCGCAACUAGCAUCUGCAGCUGGUGACGGGCUUGUCAAGAUAUGGGACUCUGCGUCUGGUGAGGCGAUGUCUACCCUAGAUAAUCACACCGACCGUGUCUGGGCACUGACUGCACAUCCCACCUCCGGCGCUCUUGUAUCCGGUGGCGGCGACAGUGUCAUCACUUUCUGGGUGGAUACGACGAGCGCAACUCUGGAAGCCGCUACUACUGCCGAAACUGCACGUGUAGAGCUCGAUCAACGGCUGCAGAACUACGCAUAUGCGGGGAAUUACCGCGAAGCGAUUACGCUGGCCUUACAGAUGGAUCAACCAGGCCGCCUCUUCACGCUCUUCAAAUCCGUCGUCGAGACCGAAGCCCCAGACGAAGAUAGCAUGUCUGGUCUAACGGCCGUUGACGACGUCCUAGCCAACCUUGCAGACGAGCAACUUUACAAACUUCUCCUACGAUUGCGCGAUUGGAACACGAAUGUGCGGUCCGCUGCCGUGGCUCAAAAGAUUCUCUGGACCGUAGUGAGAUCGUAUCCAGCAGCUAGGCUAGCGAGCAUAAAACCGGCAGGUAAGGUGGACACGAAGGGGAGUCUGAAGGAUGUGCUCGACGCAAUCAGGGCGUACAGUGAUAGGCAUUAUAAAAGAGUGGAAGAGCUGAUUGAUGAGAGCUAUCUGCUAGACUUUACGCUCAGAGAGAUGGAUGAGGUGGGCGAUGUGAGAGCCGUCACGAAUGGGACGCCUCGGAAGGGGCUAAAUGGGGAUGUGGUUAUGGCGGAUUAGGUCAGGAGCGCAAUAAGUACUUGAAUAUACCCUUCUUCAAU